GUGCAGUGUAGCUGCAGAUACCUGCUCAGCUGGAUAAGCCUUUAAUCAUGGAAAGAAGGCUACUAAAGAAGGAAAUGAGAAAACUCCUGGGAGAUUAUAUUGGCAUCAGACUUCGGGAAAAUGAAUUUGACCCCAAAGGAAGAAGGCAACUCACCUUUCUAGAUGAUAUGGCACACUAUGACUUGGCCAUCAAUGUUGCUCUGCAGUGGCUGGAUCACUCAGAAGACUUAACUUGGCUGGAGUGGGAAAAAGUGAAAAUGCCAUUUCGGGGUAGACCCAUAUAUCCAAACCACAGAGAACGAGAAGCAAUGAUUUUAUCGUCUUAUGCUGGAAUCUUAAUGAACAGCAUCCCAAUUGAGGAAGUCUUUAAAAUUUAUGGAGCUGAUUCUUCUACCAAUUCUGGUGCUACCAAGGUUCCCAGAGCUCCACCCUUCCACCUCUCCUUGCACCCUUUUGCCAUGUUAACAGCACCCAAAGCAGCAGAAUAUGCCCGCAAACAGAGUGUCAAGUUAAGAAGGGGAGCAACGAAUCAAAAUGCCAUCAGCAGCUCUACAAAGGAAGCAAAUGUCACAGAAUGGAAACCAUAAAAUAAUUUAUCUUUGGACACACAGCCAAAGAACAAAGUCACUUAGAAACUUGGAAUUGCACCAUGGGAGUUCGUAAUAAAUUCUCUGGGAGAAGAAAAGUCUCUGCAUCAUCUUAAAAUUGCAACUCUUGCUGGCAUAUUUUUCUUUGCAAUUAGCUUUUGAUACAAAGUGCAUUGAAGUGUUUUUUCGGGUGUUGAGCUUUCUUAGAAUCACAUUGUUUGGCCAUAUUGUGGUUAAAAAAACAAGUAUGUAUCUUAUGCUACUUCAUUAUGACUAGAAGAUUGUUGGUUGGAGGAUUUGGAGAAUAUAUACUAUUUCUGUGUCAGAGCAGACUGGCUUUGUAGGACAUUUUACAAAUGUUUAGCACUGAACAUUUCAGAAUGGUGGAGUAGGAGGCAAUUUUCCAAAGUUUCAAUCCAAAUUAAAUUAACCUGUCAUCAAUUGCCCUUACUAUGUUCUCACAUGGAAAUAUUUAAACUCAUUUCA
Messenger RNA from Lagenorhynchus albirostris (white-beaked dolphin), 1073 nucleotides. It is a transcript of the gene C6H2orf80, whose product is annotated as chromosome 6 C2orf80 homolog. The record is from RefSeq and is a predicted model, not a curated record. Lineage: Eukaryota; Metazoa; Chordata; Mammalia; Artiodactyla; Delphinidae. The transcript is spliced from 8 exons. The coding region runs from base 48 to 587 and encodes 179 amino acids.